CUCUUGAGUUUAUAGCACUUUCUCCUCCCCUUAUGGGAGGAGCCAGAGAGACCAGUGGGCAUGCCGUACACCACUCUUUAUCUAAGCUACAGCCCUACCUAGAGAGGUAAGUGAUCAGGACAUUAUAUGCCUCCAAAGAGGCAACAGGUUUUUUUUGCAUUUAUGUUAGUUUGUUUUUAUAGAUACUGUCAGACCAGAUUUGAGAGCUGUUGGGAAUACCUGUUUCUCCUUCUUAGCUUAGGCAGGUUCUAGUCCCAGUCCCACUUGUUCUUGCACCCACCCUGUGCCAGGAUCUGGAAUUCUAGAUGGGACACAUCACAGAUACACCAGUUGGGCUCAAGUCCUAAAAGCGUAGCUUUGCAAUUUCUUUCCCACAUUCAUCUUAUGAUUAAAUGUUUUUCUUCCUCUGUAUUCUUCAGAUAGCUAUAAUAAUCUCAGAUUUUUAAAGAGGUCACUUUAUCCAGCCCCAGCAUCUUAGAAUUUACUUGUCUCUAAAGAGGAAGCCAUAGGGUUUUGUUUGUUUGUCUGUUUUCUGCAGGAGUCAUUUACAUGCAACAUCAUUCUUCAGGAGAUAAGUUGCAGAUUUUAAAUUUUUUCCUUUUCCCUCAAAGGUUCAUUCAGAUUUAAAGAACAGAUACAUGAUUUUUUAUAAGUAUCUAUAAAUUCUACAAUAGCCUCUUUCCAUCUUCAAAUUUUUCUAUUUUCUCUUUUUUUUGACAUAUACUCUUCAUGACUAAAACAUUUCCUGCACUAACUCUUCAUUUUAUUAGUCUGUUUUAGUGUUCUUAUUUUCCCAAGACGAUGAUCUACAAUUUCUCUCUCUCUCUUUCAUCCUUCAUUGACUCACACGUUUUUGUUCUUUGUUUUUGUUGACUUUUCAAAUAUUCUUGGAUUGUUUUUUUUUUCCUAUUACAUAUCAUACCAAUGAUAAUUUUAAGAGAUAACACGUAUUGGACAUUUCCCUUGUGCUUAGUGCUUUGGGUGAAUUAUCUCAUUUAAUCCUCACAGUAUUCCUCUGAGGUAAAAGUACCACUUUUACCUGAUUUACAGAUGACAAUGAGGGUGGUGAAGGCUAAAUGCGUUGCUCAAGGCUGCACAGUUAGGUGGUAGAGAAGAGAAUUGAUUCAAGCAACUUGAUUUGAGAGCUAGUGCUCUUUAAAUCUAUAUAAUAACAACAAGAAGAGAGGACCCAGGAUUGGUGGUAAUGUUGGAGCAUAAAGAUACUUUGCUAAUAUGAUACCUUACUCUAGUCUCUCGAUUUGGACAGUGAACACAUUUACCAACUAGCAGAGACAAAGAGUUGGAAAAAUGCAGCUAAUAAAGAUCUGACCCAUAUUGUCAAUUCAGAAACUUGUCCUUGAUAGGUUCCAAUGCCACUGGCAACUAGAUCCAAACUGUCCCUUCCCUCUCCCAUGCAAUAUUUUUUUCUCUUCCCAAGGUUGCUCUAGAUUCUGUCAUCUGAUUACCUGUGAAAAAAAUGUGAAGAAAGAUUGAGAAGAAAAACAUUGAGAUUUACCCCAGGAUGCUACAUGAAUCCAUCCCUCAUUGUUCGGGUUCCACUAUUUUUGUGGAUAACUAGCUCUGUCUUCUUGGCAAAUUGAGCUCUAAUUACAGUGCAGUGAGACUUCUAGAUUCUUCACACUCAUCAAACAUACUUAUGGAGUGCUUCUCUGAGUCAAUUUUGUGGAGGAUUCGGAAGAUCAAGUCCUGAAAGAAAGCUGUUAAGGACUUUCACAUAUACAUCUCUUUAUGGAGACAUGUUUUCCCUUGUGUAAAACACUUAUGAAAAAAUUGCUGAGCCCUGGAACACUGAUAUAAGAGAAUGCAGAAAAAGAACUUCAUAGAAGUGAAAGAAUUCAUCUUCUUGGGAUGCUCUAGCUUUGGAAAGCAUCAGAUAACCCUCUCUGUGGUUUUCCUAACCAUCUACAUUUUAACUCUGGCUGUUAACAUCAUCAUUGUGACCAUCAUCCGCGUUGACCAUCACCUCCACACACCCAUGUAUUUCUUCCUGAGCAUGCUGGCUAGUUCAGAGAUGGUGUAUACACUGGUUAUUGUCCCACGGAUGCUUUCCGGUCUCAUUUUUCACAAUCAGCCCAUCUCUUUGGUAGGCUGUACAACCCAGAUGUUCUUUUUUGUCAUCUUGGCUACCAACAAUUGCUUCUUGCUGACAGCAAUGGGCUAUGACCGCUACAUGGCCAUCUGCAAGCCCCUGAGGUACACAGUCAUCAUGAGCAAAGGAAUGUGUGCGCAGUUGGUAUGUGGGUCCUUUGGCACUGGUCUGGUUACGGCAGUUCUCCAUGUGACAUCCAUGUUCAAUUUGCCCUUCUGUGGCACAGUGAUGGACCACUUCUUCUGUGACAUUUACCCAGUCAUGAAACUGCCUUGCAUUGAUACCACUAUCAAUGAGAUAAUCAAUUAUGGUGUAAGUUCAUUUGUGAUUUUUGUGCCCAUAGGCCUGAUAUUCAUCUCCUAUGUCCUCGUCAUCUCCUCCAUCCUUAAAAUUGCCUCAGCUGAGGGCCAGAAGAAGAACUUUGCCACCUGUGCCUCCCACCUCACUGUGGUCAUUGUCCACUGUGGCUGUGCCUCCAUUGCCCACCUCAAGCCCAAGUUGGAAAGUUCAAUAGAAAAAGACCUUCUUCUCUCUGUGACCUACACCAUCAUCACUCACCUUUUGAACCCUGUUGUUUACAGUCUGAGGAACAAGGAGGUCAAAGAUGCACUGCACAGAGUUGUGGGCAGAAACAUUUCUUAACAGAUUGAAUCAUUUUGUCAGGAGACACACACGUUCAUCCAAUACAAUGUUUGUUGAGCAUAAUGUCAGAGAGUGGAAAUGCUUUUGUUUUUUACUUCUAAGGAUGGCAAAAAGCAGGUUUUCUGCUCUCGUGAAUUUUGUAACCAAAUAUAAGAAUCAUUCCAAGUCAGUCUAAUUCUACUUGUUUCUGUGCUUGAGGAUUUGGGUUUUGAAACUUUAAGGGGCCCCAUUUUAUCUGAACUCUCUAAUAGUGAAAUUCUUGACUUAGUCUGGGAAGGGGAUGUGGAGAAGAGGUAGUGGGAACUUAGGUGGCAGGGGUAUUGGGAAAAUAAGCAGCAGCUUUCAUUUCUCUCUUCUUAUACAAAAGAGAAAGCUUUCAUUCUCAGGAGUUAAAUCAUGUUCCCUGCAACAGUCAUUUUAAAAAGGGUUUCCUUAAUUCUUGCUGAUUGAAAAAUGAACAGCUUUGCAAAAAAGGGUCCUUCUUUUAUUAUCUAGCCAAAUUAGCUCCUUAAAUAGUAUUCAUUUCUAUGUGUAUUCCUUCCUUCUGUGCAAUCAAGGCAAAAAUCUCUGCUGUUCCCUAGAGGCUAAGCAAGGAGAAGAUAUAUCAGUUAGUGGCUUUUCUCUGUAACUGCAUUUUUAUCCAGUUGCACUUUUUUGUAAAGACUCUUCUCAACCUAUGUGAACUUUUUAGAUUUUUGAUUUAUAUGUAGUAGCUGCAAAAGCAUUGAAGUUGUUGUGUUAGGAUUCGGUUGUACUAAUUCCAGGGUCCAAGGUAAAUGCCGUUAACUUCCAUUCUCUCAGUAAAGAGUGCAAAAAUUUUACUUCUCCCAAUACUUAUUUAUAUCAAAAUAAACAUAACCAUGCUAUGUUGCUUUAUAUCCUCAAUGGGGAAAGUUGUGGGAUGUUACAUAGAGCUUCCCACCAGAGUUUUCCUCUACUCUGAGACAGAGCUGGAAGACACUUUCUAACAUUUGUUUUCACACACUCAUGACACCAUUGUUAUUCCACCUCCAGGUCAAUUCCUAUCCCUUACUUUCCAGUUUUCUUUCUUUUUUAAAAAUUUCUAAAUAUUAAGGGGG
This is a messenger RNA of Microcebus murinus (gray mouse lemur), 3831 nucleotides long. The record is from RefSeq and is a predicted model, not a curated record. NCBI's taxonomy places the organism in Eukaryota, Metazoa, Chordata, Mammalia, Primates, Cheirogaleidae.